Molecule: messenger RNA, 621 nt
Organism: Serendipita indica DSM 11827
Lineage: Eukaryota; Fungi; Basidiomycota; Agaricomycetes; Sebacinales; Serendipitaceae
Source: the annotation of a GenBank genome assembly
AUGCUUCACCCGCAACGAGGCAUCUUCAACGCCGACGAAUUUGUUGUUUCUGCGGGCUGCGUCCUUUUGAAGCCGCUUCCACGAGACAAGUCGAUAACAGUCCCUCGUCUUCCGGACGAGUACUCGUUGGUCUUUAUUCGCAACAGGAGAGGGGAUUCAGUCAUCGCCAAAGGACGCAAGGACAUGGACGAGGCAGCUCCUCACACAGCAGUACGCGAAACAUACGAGGAAACUGGUUACAAGAGCACGAUCAUUGCACUCCCAAACCCCUCGUUGACGCCCGGUGCCAGAGAAGCUGUCAUGAACAAAGAGGCAAUCGCAGUCACACUCAAGGUGGAUCGUAUGUCUCGUCCUGACAAAAAGAGCGCGCAAAAGUUUGUGUUUUGGUAUGUCUCUGAAGUUGAUACCGACGAGAGUGGCGAAGCCGUUCAGCGCGUGCAAGGGACACAACUCGAUCACGAGGAUUACGAAGUACUCGAUGCACCUCUGGAUGAAUGUGGACUUACGUGGGAGGAAGACAGAAAACUUGUCGAGUUGACUAAGUCUCUGCUCCUCAUGCGAUACAAAGUGGUUACGGGUCUUGAUCCACCGGAUACGAAGAGCCAUGGGAGCGGAAGAUGA